This is a messenger RNA of Aspergillus ochraceoroseus IBT 24754, 1332 nucleotides long. RefSeq names its product putative ubiquitin conjugating enzyme E2. The annotation marks the transcript as partial. The transcript is spliced from 2 exons. Gene Ontology annotation, cellular component: nucleus. The record is from RefSeq and is a predicted model, not a curated record. Gene Ontology annotation, molecular function: ubiquitin conjugating enzyme activity. Lineage: Eukaryota; Fungi; Ascomycota; Eurotiomycetes; Eurotiales; Aspergillaceae. Gene Ontology annotation, biological process: protein polyubiquitination; ubiquitin-dependent protein catabolic process.
GACCAUGCUGCUUUGCAUGAAGAACUUCCACCGAACUACCUUUUUCCUCCCGAAGAUGCCUCCGACGACUUGACGCAGCUUACAACCUUGCUGGCCGGACCACAGGGUACACCGUACUCCCAAGGACUGUGGCGAUUGCACCUAAAAAUACCAGAAGACUACCCCACGAGCCCACCUAAGGCGACUUUCAAGACCCGAAUAUGGCAUCCCAAUGUGGAGGAGUCCACCGGCGCGGUAUGUGUGGACACCUUGAAGCGAGACUGGAAGUCGACUUUGACUCUGAAGGAUGUAUUGAUUACUAUCUCGUGCUUGCUCAUCUACCCAAAUCCUGACUCCGCUCUUAAUUCUACGUCUGGUGCUCUACUCCAAGAAAACUACGAUGCAUUUGCCCGUCAGGCCAAACUAAUGACGUCUAUUCACGCCCCCGUCCCUGCAGAGCUAAGAACAGCGGCCCUGGAAGCGAAGAUGAGAGGCGAGGAAUCUGACACCACGAUCCCCGAACAAGAGGAAGCAUCGCGAUGCUUAAGAUCCCGACAGGGAGCUAGAAUCCAGUCAUUGACCAUGAAGAAGAAGACUGGUGCCAACCGGAAAGACACCGGUGGACCAUCACAACUCAACGACCAUUACGAAUCAUCAGAACAACAUCCCCAUCAUCAAUCCGAACACAUCGAUUCAUCACUCUCAGAUGGCGAGAAUGACAAUGACAACGAGAACGAAAACCCCUCCUGCUCCACAAAAGAAAACGACCCCUCCCUCUCACCCUCCCCAGUUAAACUGGCCCCUCCGAGUCCCCGCAAAAAUGCUCAUGGGAAACGCCCCUUAUCCGUCCUCACCAUGUCCAUGGACCCCGACCCAUUCGCCAUGGAUACAGAAGACAUUGACGCCGACGGCAUGACACCCUCAGAACGAAACAUCGCCGCAAACAUAUCACCCAUUAUUGACCCCCGAGACCGAGACCGCGAUUCCUCCCCUCAACGCAAAUCCCCCAAACUCUCCCUCCUAAACAGGGGAGGCAUUAACGCCUCCGGUCGUAUCCGCGAAGACCUAAAGAUAUACGAAGACAUCCCAUCAGACCCCUCGCACCCCUUACGCCAUUGUACUACGGGACACGGGAAGGAGAAUCGCGCCUCGUCCAAAAACCCAGGCUCAUUCAUGAAAAAGUCCCAUCCCCCGCAUCUUUCUGCAUCUGUUACUUCCUCCGCUGCAUCUUCGCUAUCGGCUGCCUUGAACUCGACAAGCUCUAGGAUUUCGAGACCUAGUGCUAGCACUCGGAAAGUGUCGUCAUCGAGUAUGAAAAAGGUAAAGCCUCGGAUAGGCAUUCGGAGACUAUGA